Molecule: messenger RNA, 3894 nt
Organism: Alternaria metachromatica
Lineage: Eukaryota; Fungi; Ascomycota; Dothideomycetes; Pleosporales; Pleosporaceae
Exons: 2
Coding region: 1-3894 (1297 amino acids)
Biological process (GO): transmembrane transport
Molecular function (GO): transmembrane transporter activity
Source: RefSeq, a predicted model, not a curated record
AUGAGUGCAAAUCCGGAGAUCAACCUCCCGAGAGACUCUGAGCUUGGAGAGUGCGCAGAUUCAAGAAGCCAAGCGGGAAUAAGCAUAUUGCCGGAUAUGCGCAGGCCUUCCGCAGAGGAACCGAGGGAUCGAAAUUCCACAGCGGAACCAGAUAACGACCCAGAGACAGACUCCCACUAUGGAAAACAAAGCACCAGUAGCGAGUUCAUACCGCAAGAGAACGUGCAGGACUCAGAAAUCGUUUGGCGUUAUCUCACAUUCGACACCGAACUCCCACACGCGACCACGAUAUAUCCGACUCAAACCGAACAAGAAGCGCCACCCGAACCUCCGAACCUCGUCAAAUACACAAAUCCUUUCGACUGGUCAGAGACAAGAAAGAGAUUCACGAUAUGUGUCUCAUGCAUCAUCACCGCUCUCACAGCGUUCUCGGCUGGCGCUUACAGCCCCGGUGUUGAGCAGAUGACGCAGGAAUGGGGUGUCAGCAGUGUUGCAGCGCUGGUCGGCAUCACGACCUUCACCACAGGAUUCGCUAUCGCGCCGAUGGUUCUUGCCCCGUUUUCUGAGAUCAACGGUCGCCGGCCAGUCUUCCUCGCUUCCGGCAUUUUGUUCGUCAUCUGCCAGCUCUGUUCUGGCCUCACGCAGUCAUAUGCUGGAAUGCUCGUCGCGCGCUUCUUCUUGGGCGUGGGCGGAUCUACAUUCUCCACUAUGGUUGGUGGCGUGGUCUCAGACAUCUACCAUGCUGAGGAUCGGAACACACCCAUGGCUCUCUUUUCGGGUGCUGCUCUGUUUGGUACUUCAUGGGGACCUUUAGUAUGUGGCUUCAUCGCGCAGAACACGACUUGGAGGUGGAUCUUCUACGUACAGGCCAUCUCAUGUGGAGCGGUGGUGGUGCUGAUCUGUGUCGUAUUCAAGGAGACCCGCGGCUCGGUUCUCCUGUCCAGGAAAGCCAAAGCUUUGAACAAGUGGUAUGAGGCGCGCGAGCAGUCCGGAUAUUACGGCUUUAAUGUCAACAAUACCGAAAAGCCAGGAUCCUUGGAAUCGCUGCGUUUGAGGUGGAAGGUGCGAUCUGAUGAAGAACGAGCAUCGCUUGGCAAGAUGAUAGGCGUUUCUCUCUACCGGCCAUUCCAUCUGCUCUUUACUGAACCUGUCGUCUUUUGGUUCUCGCUCUGGGUUGCCUUCUCCUGGGCCGUACUCUACCUCACGUUGGCCGCGAUUCCGCUGGUAUUCCAAAACAACCAUGGUUUCUCGCUACAGCAAGCCAACGCAGUCUUCGCAUCGAUGGGAAUAGCCAGCAUCCUCUCCACCAUCUUAUCCAUCUACCAAGAGAAAAUUGCGAAAAAGAGUGGGAAAUUGACAGGCACACCCGAAGGCCGCUUAUACUUUGCUUGCAUAGAAAGCGCAUGCAUGCCCAUCGGUCUCUUCAUGUUUGGAUGGACAAGCUUCCCCGAGAUACACUGGGUUGUGCCCGCAAUCGCGAUCGGUAUCGCUACCGUUGGCAUCUUCAGCAUCUACCUGGCGACUUUCAAUUAUCUCGCGGACACAUACCAUCGCUAUGCGAGUUCAGCACUGGCGGCGCAGUCUUUCUGCCGGAAUAUGCUUGUGGCACUCACACGGUUCAAGCGUACAUUACCUUAUGCGCGAGCUUCUGUAAGAGAGCUCACACAUACUCUCCGAUUCCCGCCGGCUCAUGCAGAGCUGUAUGAUGGACCUCACGCAGAAUGGCUUCGAGACUGUUUGGAACACCUACCUCGUCUGCAGUGCCUGAUUGUGGACGGCCUGCCCUUCUUCGAUCACGCAUGUCUUCUGAGCCUGCGACACUCAAGCCUACAAUGGAGGCUGACUCGCCCCAACGCAUAUCCGGUGUUCAGCCUACGCCUACUAGAUGCUUCCAGCUGUACAAAUGCUACAUCGAUGGGCCUUGCAGAAGCUUUACCGCACUUUCCAGAUCUUGUCUCGCUGGAUCUAUCAAAGACCGCAGCCGCGAGAGAUAAGGCGGUUCUUUCGACCUUCAAGUACCUCCGAAAUCUGCGCGUGCUGAAUCUUCGUGGAAUUGGCAUCAGGGAUGAGGAGUUCUCAGUAGUUGCGCAUGCAAUCAGCAGCCGCGUCAGAAGCCUUGAUAUCAGCAACAACCUUUUGACGGACACUAGCGUGCGCCUCCUUCUUGAACUGUGCUUGAAAGAGAGGGUUGUUGUGACGCAUUCUUCUCGUGGACCACUGGCGCCUGUCGAGAACGCGAACCCAACCGAUGGACCAGAGACCUUUGAGUCUGAAAACCUCGUGGGCCAUCUUCGCAAGAAGCUUACAGGCGGCUUCAUUGGCAGCCUAAGCAUUGAGGAGUCGAGCGAUGUCGGAGUCUCGCACUUGUAUCUCUCCAGUAACGCAAUAACUGUUGAAGGCAUAUCGGCUUUGCUGCGAUCAAGACGCCUGCAAGUCCUAGAUGUGGGUAUACUACCCGCUGUAGUGACGCAUCCUUCUAACCUCACGCUCGAAACACCGAAUGAUGACUUGGGACUACCUAGCGUAUCAAAGCUUACUCCAGUACUUGCAGAUUAUGCUUCACCUAGACUGCGCUACUUGCGGAUCAACUAUGAGUUGGUGACAGAAGACGCCCCUUUUGAAACGCCCAAUUCGCCGCGCGCGGAACUCACUGGGGACCUUGCCAUCUACAAACCUUCAAAUGCGCAUGAGCUCGAGGCUGUAGGGCCACCGACACCCGAACUCGACUCCAUCCCGAUAGCUGUACACGAGGUUCCAGGGGACUCAUCAUAUCCGGUUGAGCUUCCCGGCUCACCUGUAACACCUCAACUCGCUGAAAACGAUAGGCCAGAAUCAGAGUCUGCCGAUGGUGAAAGGCGAGACGCAAAAAGCGUUCCUAAGAUAUGCGUUACUCCACAAUCACUGCAGAUUAACCGAGAUCCUGCCUGCGCUCCGGAAGUCAUACCUGUAGACUCGCCAUUGAGCCCUCUUAGCCCACUGGGAAACGGGAUCUACCAACCUCACGCAGCUGCAAACAGACAUGAUCCUGGAGAACGCCUUUCAUCAUCUACGCCGGCCCACGGCAACAGUACACUGGAUCAAUUGACCACCAAGACUACGCCAAGGUCACGAGGCAAUUCGUUCUACUACAUCGAGGACAGAAAAGUCCGACUGGACUUUCGCCAAGCAAGUGAACCUCGACUACAUCCUGGGAUGCUUCCGAAGCUUCACACUCUCGUUCUGACGGAUGUGCCGACCAUGACCAGCGAUAGGAAAAUUGUUCAUCGGAUUAUACAGUUUAUCAAGGAUGCAGCCGAGGAGGCUUCAAUCGCCAAGCAACGGGCCAGGCACACUUAUGUUCUACCGCCAGGACGUAGGCGUGCCAUAGCAGAAGAAGAAUACGCACGAAACCAGUUUGCCCUUCGGAGAGUAGUACUUGAAAUGGCGGCGCCUCAGUCAGCGCCUAAGAAGAUCUCCAGUAGCUGGCGGGCUUAUCCAACAAAGUCGACUACUGAAGAUGCGGACUCUGAAGCAUUUUGGGAGGCAGCAACGCAUGACUUCUCCUUCUUCGACGAUGAAGAGUGCGGACAGCCUGGUCGUGAGCCAGGCCGUACUCUGCCCUUGGCAGCUAUGAGCGGAUUGGAGCUUGCACCUAGCAAUCCCAUCUUACCAGUGGACACAAGUAAGAAUGUUCAUGAUACAAUUCCGCUCAUCGAUGUAGUGGGUGAGAUUGGCAAGUUUCGGCGAGAAAGGAAGGCCGCAUACAAUAAUUUAGUGGAGAUGGGCGAGGCUGAAUCUGAUGUAGAAGGGUACUGGUCUGGGGAUAUCACGGUUCUGAGGAAGCCGGUGAAUUCAGAAGCUGGGGAACUCGACUGUUACGGUAACCGGUAUGAAUUGGGUUGGUUCUACCGUUGA